GCCCCUCUCCUCUGGUUAGUUUUCUUGCUUCUACUUUUCAUGGAACUGUUCAACUAUUACUCAAUGCUCUGCAAGUGUUUGAUAAAAUGUUUUAAAAGACCCCAAGAAAAAUAAUAUGCUUCUGCAUUGAAUAUCCCUUCUUCUCUACUCAAAGUUGACCCAAGCCAUCACUUUCAUGUCUUUGCAUUUAAAUUGUAUUUUGUACCUAACAUUUCAUAACCAUGAUAAAUUUAAAGCUUCUCUGAGUUUAACUUUCAAUAUAGGUGUACAGGAUUUAGUUUAUAGCUUGUAGAGCACACUUAUCAAUCAUUUAAUCGCGAAAACAUUUUUAUUAUGUAACCUUCCCUUUGUUGGGUAACCAACAUGUAUGGUUGUGAUUUUCCAAGUCAUGCAAUUAGCAUUUGAUUAUACCUUUUAAUCUGAAUGUUUCUAUUUCAGGGUUGGGUAACACUACAAUUGACCCGAGAUCCCACCUUUGCAAGAGGAUUCUUGUCUGCUAGAUCCGUCACUGGGUUUCUUUCAGAUGUUUAUUCUGUAGCUGCUGAUGAAGUUGGGAAAAUUUUUGUUAUUGCUGAUGAAAGGGCAGAUCUUAGCAAACCAGAGACAAUUCCUGUAACGUUGGUUGGCAUUCACACUGUUAUUGAUUGUGCCACAGGGCGCCCAGAAGAUGUUAACUCAAACUUUUCGAUCUCCUUGUUUUGAUGAUUAACAAAUAUUUGAUUAUUAUUUGUUACUAAUGAUUUAUUGAUUUUGUAGCAAAUUUAAAAGAGAAAAUAAAUAUUUUGGUAUUUUUACCAAACUUUUAAAGGCAACACUAAAUGGACUCAACAAGCAUAUCAAGAGCAAAAGAUUCAUCAAGGGAUCAACAACUCAAGACCCUAUUCAAAAGAGGUCUUCAAAAUCCCAAAGUCAAAAAGUCAACCCGAAAGUCAAAGUCAAAGUCAAAGUCAAGGUCAACUCUCGGGAAAAAUCAACUUGGGAUCAAA
This is a messenger RNA of Cannabis sativa, 986 nucleotides long. RefSeq names its product DEAD-box ATP-dependent RNA helicase 3, chloroplastic-like. NCBI's taxonomy places the organism in Eukaryota, Viridiplantae, Streptophyta, Magnoliopsida, Rosales, Cannabaceae. The record is from RefSeq and is a predicted model, not a curated record. The transcript is spliced from 2 exons. Bases 424 to 702 code for a protein of 92 amino acids.